Molecule: messenger RNA, 885 nt
Organism: Cotesia congregata
Lineage: Eukaryota; Metazoa; Arthropoda; Insecta; Hymenoptera; Braconidae
Source: the annotation of a GenBank genome assembly
AUGGCAGCGGGACGAGAGAGGAAGACAGAGUUUGUAGAAGGAUGGUAUCUUGGGCACACUCUUGGGGAAGGAGCCUAUGGGGAUCUAAUCAUCCAUCUGUGCACAGAGCUGCCGUGGGACGAGGCAGACGUGAACUGUCCGGAGUACAAAGCCUGGAGGGAGGCGCAGCACCUCGAGCUGACUCCUUGGAAGAAGAUUGACAACACUUCUUUGAGUUUAAUUUGUAAAAUUCUCACUCACUCUCCCUCUUCAAGGAUAAAAAUUCAAGAUAUUAAAUUGCACCGUUGGUACCUGAAUGAUUUAGAUAAAGAAAUUUUAAACCGCGAAGCUGAAGCGGAAAGAAGAGCCAAAUUCAAACGUUACAGUGACGAAGAUUUUAAUCGUGUUUGUCUCUCCCAACCGGAGUUCCCGAGCGUAAAUUCUUCGGUCCGCAUAAACCUGGACGAGCGACCUGGGUUCUCGUUUUCGCAGCCAGCUGCUUUAGAAGACUUGCUUUUGUCCACGCAACCGGUUCAAAAUACUCAAUCAACCCAAAACUCGUUCCAGAAGCUGGUCAGGCGUAUGACCAGGUUCUUUGUUAAGACUGAUUGUGAUGAUACCGUCACUCGGCUUGUUGAUGCCUUUAAAAAACAUAAUUAUACUUACCGCAUUCACGAAGCUGGAAUUGUGACAAUUUCGACGGUAGAUAGAAGGAAAAUGCCGCUAGUUUUCAAGGCAAACAUCGUCGAAAUGGAUAGUCAAAUUCUAGUAGACUUCAGAUUGUCUAAAGGUGAUGGUUUGGAGUUUAAGCGUCGCUUUUUAUUAAUAAAAGAAGCCCUCGAUGAUGUUAUUGUUAAGGGACCAGUAACUUGGCCUCUGGCCGUAGCAACCCAGUCGAUGCCAUAA